AUGAAUAGGAAAGACUGGUUUGACAUGAUUAAUCAAGAACUUGAUGAUUUGAAAAGGAUUUCUGAUAGAAAAGCAACCAAAGAAUCCAUUAAACCAUAUCAAGCAUUUCCAAAAAAGCGAAAUAAACGAAGAGUCAAUUUUGUAAUGGAUAAAGCUCAGAUUGCACAAAAAUGCAGUCAAAAUGUUACAAAUCAGUUCUUAAAUUAUACAUUCGGCAUUGAUAUCAAAGAAGAUUUUACCAAUUUAUUUUCUAUCUUUAGCCGUGUAGCAAAAGCAAAAUUAGAUAACAUGGUAUUGAGUGAGUUCGCAAGCCAUGAAUAUGUUGACAUUCUUUUUUCAAGAGCAAGCAAUAAUUUUUCAACUCAAAUUACUGCUAAUACAGAAAUGUAUUUCAGUCAAAUUAAUACUCGCAUGAAUGCCCUAGAAAAGAAAUUUAACAAUUUUCAAGUUAAUAUUGAUUAUUUGUUAACUCAACUUGAAACAAGAAUUUUUGAAGUCAAAACGCAAAUCUACAAGCUUAGAAAUAGACACCAAAUAGAAGUGUCCACACCAGCAAAUGCUAGAAUCACUGAUGCUCGAAGUAGUAGUCAAAUAAGUUUUUUAUUAAAUCCGCAAGUUAGUACUACAGAAACUAAUAUACUAAUUAGAAAGGCUCAUGGAUUAGAUGACACUCCAUCAAUAUCUGAUGAAGAGCCAAUUACCCCUCGAUUAUAA
This is a messenger RNA of Trichomonas vaginalis G3, 714 nucleotides long. RefSeq lists its product as uncharacterized. NCBI's taxonomy places the organism in Eukaryota, Parabasalia, Trichomonadida, Trichomonadidae. Bases 1 to 714 code for a protein of 237 amino acids. The record is from RefSeq and is a predicted model, not a curated record. The transcript has a single exon.